Prorocentrum cordatum is the source of this 1038-nucleotide messenger RNA. The record is from the annotation of a GenBank genome assembly. NCBI's taxonomy places the organism in Eukaryota, Dinophyceae, Prorocentrales, Prorocentraceae.
AUGCCCAAGGCUCGCACUUCCACGGUCUGCAAUGCGCGCAGCGCUUGGGUGUACGACUGGAAGCUGGCGCGGCCUGACGGCUGGUGCGACACACGCAACGACUACAUGUCGGCGCCGCAGUGGCAACCGCAGGGGUCCCAGGAGACCCGCGCGGGGAGGCCGCCAUGGUGGAACUCCCGAUCGCUGCUCCCCACGCCCGAGCAGGAGCUGGACGCGAUCAUCAAGAAGUUCGAGACGAAGAAAGGGGGCUACACGUUGGACGUCGAUGUCCAGGCUCUCCGCGACUUCCGUGACAUGAUUGAGAGUGCAGCCCCGCGGAAGCCGAAGCGCGAGAUGCAACAGUCGUCGGCGCUCACGCAGGCAGUCAACAAGAAGGAGCAAGCCCAGAAGGAGCUGGAUUCGGCGACGGCGGCAUUGCUGGCGGCCCAGAAGCGUCUGGAGGAGGCGCAGAGGGCCCAAGAUGCGGCGGCGUUAAACAUGGAGGAAGCGGAGUCGGAACACCUCAAGGUUCUUGAUGAGUACUACGCGCAGUCCAAGCCCACGGAGCACUUGGACGGCCAUGCAGAUCAAGCGUGGCGGGCACCUGAGGUGGACGAGGCUCUCGUCCAGGAUAUUGACGAGUUCCAGCCUGAGGACAAGGCAAAGCUGCUCAAGUUCAAGCCUGACAUGCACGCAUACAACCAGUAUAAGGAGUUCGACGAGCUGGCGAAGCAGGCGAAGGAGCUACAGCGAGCGCACCAGGAGGCGAAGCGCAGGAAGGUGGGUGAGGAGGACGCGACGGCGGUCGCGGCCCCAAGCGCGCCCGCUGCUGCAGACGCGCCCACGAAGCAGGAGGAGCCCAAGGACCUGGAGGAGGAAGAGGCGGCCACAAGGGCACGCAGGAAGGCCGCACCGCAAAGGCUCAAGGACGAGUCCAUGUCCCGCCCGCAGGCGCGCAAGGCGCCGACCUCGACCCCCACGCCAGGAACCACUGGCACCAUGAAGCUCAGCAAGCACCAGAACGGGGACCACGAGCAGAUGGAUGAAAGGGGGCGCUGA